AUGGUUGGAGCCUCGCAUGGCCAUGCCCUAAAGGACUUUCCUCAGUUCCGCAAGUUGCCCAUUGAGCUGCGAAAGGCCAUAUGGGAUGAGCACCUUGCAUCGGAGCCAGGCCGUAUCGUCGAAGUCAGGUGGUCCAAAGUCGACAGGCGAUUCUUUACCGACCUCAAGCCACCCAUCCUCCUUCAGGUUUGCCACGAGUCUCGCAAAGCGGCACUGGCCGUCUACGAUAUCUUGUCCCUGCCGGUUUCUGUCACUAAUUGCAAUGCUAUUGCUAAAAUGCUGGCCCUCGUCGGAUCGGCACUGCCCACCCCUUCUCCUCAACCAAUUAUUGCGUGUUUCAAUACUUUCAUCAACUGGAAGGCCGAUGUUCUGUACCCCAGUUCUUAUCACCUCGAACAUAGCGACAUGGGAGACGUACAACCAGCAAAGUUAAUUGAAUUCCUGAAGGCUCUCAACAGGGACACAGAUGCUGCGCAAAAGGUGCAGUCCAUUGCCUUCACCGCAGGAACGUUCGAUUCACGUAUCCUGGCUCCCGGCCUAUUCAAUAUGACCAACCUCAAACGCCUCAGCUUUGUGUAUGAUGACAUGUGCUGCUUCCGGGAGCGUAUGUUUCUGGACAGGAGCAAGAGGCACAGGAAGGCGAUCGGAAUGACACAGAUCGUAUUCCCGGAGCUCCCACCUGUUCAAGCAGCCCCAACUCUGCAGCUGGUUCAAGUCCCUGACAUUGCAAGCGCUUUCCUCGGCCUUCCGUCUCAGGUUUAUGCUUAUACCCGUCCGAGUCGCGUGAAUCCUGCUCACGCCCACCUUUCUCGAGCAGAGAAGCUUGCCUUGAAAUGCAAGCCAAUGUGGCGACGCCUUAAUGAUCAACUGUUAGCUUGGUUCAAUGACAAUGUGACUGAUCUGGUGGAACUUCUGGGCUUUGUGAAGGCACGAAAGGAUUGGUCGGAUUUGACAACUGUUCCUGUUUUUAUGGUCAGGGAUCUACUUGUGACUUGA
Molecule: messenger RNA, 996 nt
Organism: Venustampulla echinocandica
Lineage: Eukaryota; Fungi; Ascomycota; Leotiomycetes; Helotiales; Pleuroascaceae
Exons: 1
Coding region: 1-996 (331 amino acids)
Source: RefSeq, a predicted model, not a curated record